Messenger RNA from Cavenderia fasciculata, 1626 nucleotides. Its product is annotated as carboxylesterase. Gene Ontology annotation, molecular function: carboxylic ester hydrolase activity. The record is from RefSeq and is a predicted model, not a curated record. NCBI's taxonomy places the organism in Eukaryota, Evosea, Eumycetozoa, Acytosteliales, Cavenderiaceae. The coding region runs from base 1 to 1626 and encodes 541 amino acids. The transcript has a single exon.
AUGAUGAUAAUUAAAUAUAUUACAUUGGCAUUUAUUGUUGUUAUUGGUUUGAUUGCUUCUUCAACUAAUGCAACAUUUUGCCCAGGUCAUUUCACAUUCCCAAUGAAUGUUAAUACAUCAGUUGGACAAGUUUCUGGUACCUAUUUAAAUGAGGCGCGUGCCUUUCUUGGUAUUCCAUAUGCCCAACCACCUGUUGGAGCAUUACGUUUUGCACCACCAGUUGCUGCUACCCCUGUCAGCAAUGGUGUGAAUGCUACUCAAUGGCCAAACGCAUGUAUGCAGUCGGGUGUUACCAACCCAGUAGGAUACACACAAUCAGAGGACUGCUUGUACCUCAAUGUGUUUACUCCACGUUGCAAGAGAUUCACUGGGUUCCCACCCACCACCAAGAUGCCAGUAAUGGUGUUUAUCCACGGUGGUCGUUACUGGACCGGUUACUCGAAGCAAUUCCCAGGCGACCUUUUGGCAUCCGAGAAAAACGCUGUUGUCGUCAGCAUCCAAUACCGUCUCAACAUCUUUGGUUUCCAGUCGUUUGACAGUAACACCAACAAUGGGUUGAGAGAUCAACAGAUGGCUCUCAAGUGGGUCAAGGACAAUAUCGAAGCUUUUGGCGGCGACGCCUCCUCCAUCACCCUCUUUGGAGAGAGUGCUGGUGGUUCGUCGGUGCUCUAUCACCUCUUGAUGCCCGGCUCGUACAAUUUGUAUAACCGCGGUAUCCUCCAGUCGGCCUGGCAGUGGGUUAUCCCCACCUCGCAGACCUCGCGUGUCAACACGGCCACUUGGGCAGCCUCUGCCAAGAUUGGAUGCAACAAUGUGACUGUCGACCCCGUCACCAACAAGACUGUACCCAACUACAUUGCCAUUCUCUCGUGUCUCCGUGCACUUCCAGCCACCAAGAUCAUCCCUACUACCGGUGAAUCCAACUUUAUGCUCCCAAUGGUUGACGGCGACCUCAUCACCACCCUUCCACUAAACUCGUUCAAGUUGGGCAACUACAACAAGCAAGCCAACAUUAUCGUCGGUCACAACUAUGACGAAGGUAACUUUAUGGCAUUUAGCAGACUCGGAUUCAAGACUCCACUCGAUAAUGUCACCGAUGCCACCUACCUCUCUGUUCUCAACCGUACCUUGCUCGUCUACUUGAACCAGUCUUCAACCGACUAUAUCGUCUCGCAGUAUGAACCAGUCCGUCAACAACUUGGUAACUGGUAUGGUGGGGCCGAAUUCUUUGGUGACUAUUACAUCACAUGCGGCUCCAUCUUGGCUGCCGAAUACCUUAACCAACAAGGCGCCUCUUUCAAGGCAUAUAUUUUCAACUACUCCUCACCCAACUACCCAGCCGACGAUUGGUUCCUUGCCGCCUCCCAUGGCAACGAGCUCGACUUUGUUUUCCUUCAACCAAUCUACACACCAUACAAUUUCUCCAUGACUGACGAUAUCAUGGCCGAACGUAUGUCUAGUUCAUGGGUCAACUUUGCCAAAUAUGGUAACUCAUUCUACAGCUAUUGGACAAGCAACUAUCCAUCUGCCUCUUACUUUGGUCCAAACGCAUUUGGUUUCUUUGAUACUGUUCCCUAUUUAAAGAAUAUUUGUUCAAUUUGGAAAUCUUAUUAUGAACUCUACUAA